This is a messenger RNA of Penicillium crustosum, 1452 nucleotides long. RefSeq names its product Proline oxidase. Lineage: Eukaryota; Fungi; Ascomycota; Eurotiomycetes; Eurotiales; Aspergillaceae. The coding region runs from base 1 to 1452 and encodes 483 amino acids. The record is from RefSeq and is a predicted model, not a curated record. Gene Ontology annotation, molecular function: FAD binding; proline dehydrogenase activity. The transcript has 4 exons. Gene Ontology annotation, cellular component: mitochondrion.
AUGUUUGUUUUCACCAGAAAUCAUCUACUUCACGCGGCUAGGCGACGACCACUCCGUGGGUUUGCUACGUCAGCUUCAAUAUCGCAAGUCAUAAACGGCAAAGCCAACCGAGCCAAAACAAAUUAUUUCAGCUCUAAGAACAUCGCAUAUGCUACGGGUGGAACAACUCUAGCUAUCGCUGGGCUGUUGUGGUCUGGACGUGGCGAGGUUGAAGAUGUGGAGGAUCCACGGGAUAAAAUGGCACUUUCAUCGGUUCCAUUGUCCAAGCUUCUCUCGGGUUGGGUUGCUUUUGCGUUUUGCUCCUCGCCGGCUUGGGUCGACAUAAGCGAGUCUCUGUACAACGUAUUAUCGGAAAUUCCUAUUGUCGCCUCAAUCACCAAUGCCGUCGUCAUGGAAACCUUCUUUAAUCAAUUUCUGGGGAUUGAGGCCCUUCGUAAUGAGGAAAUCGGUACCCUUCUCGGCUACAACAUCGAAGCUGAACUUGACGGCUCAAGCAAGCAGACCCAACUUAUCCUUGAACAAACACAACAUGUUCUAUCUUCAAUUGAGGCUCAAGGGGAGUUGGCGCGAAAGUUCUGGCCUGACACCAGCGGUACUGGGGGCGACAGCCGUUGCUGGGUUCGAAUCAAGAUCACGGGUCUGCUUCCCAACCCGAGUGCGCUUUACCAUGGCUCUCAGGCCAUUCUCAAAGCUAGAGAAGAGAAUGGCCUGGAUAAGGAUGUUCCGUAUCCGGGACUGCCUCACGAUGGUGACUGGGAAGCAGCACUCAAAAGUGUAACAGACUCGGACCGGAAAGAGCUGUUGAACCUCCGUGCAGUAUUGGAGAGUAUUGCUACGAAGGCAAGACAGAACAACGUCCGCAUCGUCAUUGAUGCGGAGCAGACUUGGUAUCAACCUGUGAUUGACUCUUUAACCGACGAACUUAUGCAAAAAUACAACUCGCUGGAAGGACCCCCAACUUGUAUAGCCUCUUUCCAGGCUUAUCUCCGCAGAUAUCCCCAGCUUCUCAACCAACAGAUUCAGCGCGCAGAUGAGAAGGGCUACAAGCUGCUCUUCAAACAGGUUAGAGGUGCUUAUAUGGUCACAGAAGCUGCUAGAUGGAAAGAAGAAGGGAGGGAGGGUCCUGGGCCGGUUUGGGAAACCAAAUCAGAAACAGAUGCCUCCUACAACUAUGGGGUUGAGAAGACACUCUCCACCGUAGCUGAGCAGAUACAAAAGACUGGUCAUUCCAGGAUUAGUGUCGUGUUUGCCACUCACAACUCCAUCAGCAUUGACCGCGGGAUCGAGCUGUUAGAGAAAUAUGGGAUGGCCAAGCGCCAGGGCGAUACAAACAAGCUUGUGGUAUCCAGUGAGACCGCUGGUAGUAUUGCCUUUGCGCAGCUUUACGGUAUGAAAGAUGACUUGACCAACAAGAUUACCGGGUCUUUGAUGGCUGAGGGGGAUUUCCACUAG